AUGGCCAAGAACAAACGAAAGAAGUACUACGCAGUCGCCAAAGGCCACAAGACUGGUGUCUAUAAGUCCUGGGGCGAAUGCAAGGAGCAAGUGGAUGGGUUCUCCGGCAAUCAAUACAAGGGAUUUGCAACAGAGUCACAAGCCACGGAUUAUAUCCAAAAAACCAAUGACACUGGCAACAACGCCUCUUCCUCGACCCCACCAGGCGCAUCUAGUCCAACGGCCUCCUACACACGAUCUAUCACAUACGAGGGCCCCCGAAAGCGCAUCCGCCGAGACGACUACAGCACAAAGGAUCAUUACAAACAAACCCGAUCAACCCCGCCUACUAGCGCAAGCACACCAAGCUCCCAUGUCAGCACUCCCUACGAAAGUAGCUGUUAUGCCUACUUUGGUGCACAAGAUGAAGACGAUCCGUUGCGAGACUACUAUCAUUCGCAUGGAUUUUAUGGAUUUAGGUAG
Molecule: messenger RNA, 462 nt
Organism: Cylindrotheca closterium
Lineage: Eukaryota; Bacillariophyta; Bacillariophyceae; Bacillariales; Bacillariaceae
Source: the annotation of a GenBank genome assembly